AUGGGUAUAGAGGAAAUUGAAAAACUCCUUCGAACCAUGGACUUGAUAGACGAAAAGGAAAAAACAAAAGAUAUAUUUUAUUGUCAAGCCGGAAAGGAACAAGAGGAAGACAAAAUAGAAAAUAAGGAAAUAAACUAUAUACAAGACAAUAAAAGGUAUAAUAGUAAUAAUAAUAAUAACAGAGUUCAGGAACGCUACAGUGACAAUUAUUAUCCCCACCAAACGAGAUUCGAUAACAGAUUUACUAGAUAUAAUAAUUAUGACAACUCGAGUUAUGGAAGAUAUAAUAACGUUAAUCCGCGGUACAAAUAUGAUAACGAUAACAAAUAUUAUAAUAAUGAUAACAAAUAUAAUAAUAAUGACAACAAAUAUAAUAACAAUGAUAACUACCGACAUAAAAAUUGGUACGACAACAAUAAUUAUUAUCAUAAAAAUAAGUAUCAAUAUUCUUACGAUAAGACAAGGGGAAAUUACAACACCAACAAUAAUAACUUUAAAUACAACGACAAUCAAUAUUACAGUCAGACAAAAAAAACUUGCUUCAAAUGCGGUAGCGAUAAACAUCUGAUUAAAUAUUGCGAUCAAAGAGACAAAGAGGAAGAUAUAUCGUAUAUAUACUCGAUGGAUAUCAAAUCUUGUAAAGAAAAAUUCAAAAUCAAUUUAAAUAUAGAAGGUAAGAAAACAAACAUGAUCCUAGAUACAGGAGCAUCAGUAUCAAUCAUUUCAUUAAAGACAUGGAAUAAAAUCAACUCCAAUAAAACAAUUCAUGAUUCGGACACAAAAUUAAAGACGUACGAAGGUAACGAAAUCGCCAUCAUAGGCAGCGUGGACGUAAAAGUUCAAAUAAAAGAAACCAUAAAAUAUCUACCCUUAAUAAUAGUGAAAGCUGAUGGACCCUCAUUGGUAGGUAUAAACUGGAUAAAGGAAUUCAGAGAAUUGGUAUGGAAAGAAUCAAUAUUAGCAGGAACAGAAAACACAUACGAUAAUAAUAACAAAAUAUAUUAUGUGGAACAAGAAUUAAAAGCCCUAACGGAGAAGUACGUAACAAUAUUCGAUAAACGGGAAAAAGCACCCCACUCAAAAAAAUUACCAGAUUUUAUGCCUUGUCAUAUGACUUCCAUUAACGAUUCUGUAAAUUCUUACAGUUUAGCACUUGUAUCAAGUAUCGAGAAAAAAGAGCAAGUCCCGUCAAAACGAAAGAUAUGUUCUAAGUAUUUAUUAAAGGAUAAAUUAUACGUUAAAACCACUAAAAUUUUACAUAAGUGUAAUAAAAUUGAUGGAAAAUAUUUACCCAAAAUCAAAAAAUACAAAUUCGAUAUAUGUAAAUUAAAAAUAUUUCAAUAUAACAUCUGGGACGACGAUGUAUCAGCAUCUCAGAUAAAAUUAGGAGAAAUCGGCAACAAAAAGAUUAAGAGACUCACGAUCAGAAUAAUUCAACAAAUAGAGCUACCGAAGAGGGAAAAAUAUACGAAUUCCAACAAGACUAAACUCACAUCCAAGAUCAACAACUUCGACUUCGGAAGGGGAAGGAAAUGGAAGCAGGAUACGAAAAUAAAAAAGAUACUAAACGAAUUCUUAUUAGCUUAUAGAAACACCCAGCAUACGACUACAGGAGAAACCCCAGCACAGAUGAUGUUCGGACAGAAUGCUCGGAAUCAUCUUGAAAUGAUUAAGGAGACCACCCAAGAAAGCCGAUCAAACGAUACACAAACGGAACAGAGAGGUCAAUUUAGGAUAGGACAACCGGUGUGGGCCAAAAUGUACAACGACAAGGUAAAAUGGAUAAAAGGAACAAUAGUGGCUCGUGCUGGGAGGUGCAUAUACGUUGUGGAUACCUCCAAGGGCCGAUGGAGAAGACACCAAGAUCAAAUGCGGAAGAGAACAGACAUUCUCUAA
This is a messenger RNA of Gordionus sp. m RMFG-2023, 1896 nucleotides long. Its product is annotated as protein PFF0380w-like. The transcript has 2 exons. Bases 1 to 1896 code for a protein of 631 amino acids. Gene Ontology annotation, molecular function: nucleic acid binding; aspartic-type endopeptidase activity. NCBI's taxonomy places the organism in Eukaryota, Metazoa, Nematomorpha, Gordioida, Chordodea, Parachordodidae. The record is from RefSeq and is a predicted model, not a curated record. Gene Ontology annotation, biological process: proteolysis.